AUGGAUAUGUUUGUUUCAAAUGUGAAAUGUGAGUUUAUAGCAACUUUUUCUGACGUAAAACGUUGGAAUGCCUAACGUUAACGUUAGCUAGCUAGCUAGCUAGCCAGCUGACUAGCCAGAGCUGGCGAAAUUAACAUACGCUACCUUCCAGUGUGCUUUAGUUUACCCUUCAAAAAAUUUAGCAAAGUUUACAAAUAUUGCUAAAUUACCGGUAUAUUAGUUAUAUUACUCAUUUGAAAUUCGCAAAAGUUUCCUUGAAAUGUGUUAGCAUUACAUGAGACGUCGAUGGUUUGUGGCGAACAGUAGUGCUGCCUCGAACGCGAUGCCAACCUGUCACGUGUCACUCAACAGGCGUACAGUACACCUGUAUGUACUUUUUUUCAUGGUGGUUUUUUGCAUAAUAUUUUUUUUAUUUAUUAAAGGUCUCACAGAGCGCCUGCUGCAGAAACAACUGGCUAAUACAGAUGAGGUUAUUGAGAAGCUAUUUUGUGAAACGUCUGUGUUAGAAGACUUCCCGAGAGUAUCACCACUGGAUCCACAGGUUGGUGGCCAAACUUAGAGCAGUAUUUUUCUUCUUCUCUAAUGAAACCAUUGAAAGGUGCUUGUGUUUUAGUCAAUACAUAUAUUAGUCUAUAGAAAAUUAGCUAGUUUGCUAAUUGCCACUUCAAAUUAACAUAUUCUCUAGCUUGAAGAAAUUGCCAUCCAGCUGUGGAAUUGGGCAGUCACCAAACGUGUUGGAACAGCCAUAAAUGAACACCAGAAAGCAAAAGGUAGCCUAAUACUUUUUUUUUGCUGUUAAAUACCAGAUUUAUGCCAUUGUCAUCAUUACUGACUUUCUCCUUCUGUGACGCAUUCCUCCCGGUCUGUCUGUGGUAUCAGUGCGUCAUGUUGCAUGCAGACUGCUGUACUCCUGUGAGCCUGAGAAUCCAGCAGUGGGCGCUGUGCGCAAACAGAUCCUGGUCAGUGAAAUGGCUCAUGAAAUAAACCACUGCACUGUAAGGCCUACGUCUGUGUUACUGUAAUUACACUAAAACAUUUUCUUUACAGAUGGCCAGCAAGACAGGAAGAACCUGGCUAGACUGUAAAAAGCCCCAGCUAGCUGAUAACUUCCUAAGCCUUGCUGUCAAAGUAAAGUUGAAUAUGUUAAACUAUACCCUAUAACUCUGUACAGUAUAUAAGAGAGUUGAUAACCUUCUAGAACUUUUGUCAUAACACUGAUUUCACAUGUUCAUAAUAUUAUUUGUCCAGAGUUUGGAGACACUGUACAACCGACUAACAUCCCGAGGCGAUGGAGGGGCAGACAUCAACACAUCGAAAGGAGAUGUGGAGAAGGACCUGCUUCGAGUUCUGUCUUACCAAGCAGAGUCGGUGAGCUAGAGAUGGAUUCACCAUCUAACACGUACAACGUUAGGCUAAUUUGUAUUUGUGAAAUUUGGCAACUGAAAGUGACAUUUUUACACAUCUGCAGAAUGAAGAAGAAAAUAGUUUUUUGUUCACAUAUAGCUUUACCUUACUGAUGUACUGGUAGAUAAUGAUAGUUUGUAUUCCCACGCAGGCACAGGCUCAAGAGAAUCACCAAGAGGCUGUGGCCUGCAUGCAGCGCUGUAAAGACAUGCUACUGCGGCUCCCCAAAGAGGUAGGAUACAAAAAGCACACUCAACUCAAAUAUUACUUUGAUAAAGCACUAGUGUUUUUACUGUCCCGAUCUUGCCCCCCCCCCCAAAGACAGGCUAUCUCUCUCUCAUGUGCUAUAACUUCGGAGUGGAUGCCUACAAUCUGAAAAAGUAUGAGGAGAGUUCAUUCUGGUUGAGGUAAUAGCAUUGAUUUGGCUUGACAAAAUAUUACUGACAUAAAGGCAUUACAGAAGCUCAACAUCUGAAAUAUGUCACUUAUGUUAAUUACAGUAUAUGAUAAAGUGCAGUAUAUGAAUAUCUACACUGUUGUCUUUUCCAGCCAGAGUUAUGACAUAGGGAAGAUGAAUAUAAAAUACUCCCCUGGCGCUGAAGUGCAAGUAAGAGAGUAUUGCAGUUUAUACAUACCAUAGUCUCUUCAGUUCUUUCACUAGUACUUCUUGGUUAUUAGAAACACCAACAGCUCCAAUGUUUCCAAUUAGUUUUAGAGUAAAUUGCUGAACUUCCUUCUUUAGGCCAAGGUCCUGAGGCUCCUUGCCACUGUCUAUCUAAAGUGGGACUGUCAGCAGUUUCAGGAGAAGGCACUCAAUGCUGUGAACUUAGCCAACAAGGUAACCCCCCCCCAUCACUCUUGUUGAUACUUUUUAAUAUUAAGCAACAUUAUUUGGCUUUCGAUUAAAACUCAGCAAUUUGACAGGAAAGUGUGCAUCCCUCUGGGCUCUACCUGAAGAUCAGAAUUCUACUAAGAUGUGGGGCUCAGGAUGACCACAUAAGAGCUGGUGAGUAGGACAUUACCCUGCUUCUCCCUCUUUCUGCUCUUUUGAAUGGCUUGAGUGGGAGUUUUAAGGACUCUCAAGUCCUCCAUUUACAGUACUGUAUAAUGCAUUACCAUUUCCUCUUGCUGUCUCCAUUCAGGAGUGACAGAGCUGCUGGAGUCAGAGGUUCCUCUGGAAGUAUGUCUGAGCACAGUGAAACUACUCAUGGCUGAAGACAGGUAGACACACUGAUCAUCUUAACAAAUUGCUGAUCAGAUAUCCACUUGUGCCAUUGUAUUCAUUCCAAUGAAAUUCAACAUUGUAUUGAUAUAUUGCAUUGAUAUGCAUUGUGUGUUGUUCUGUUGAUAUGUGUUCCCAGAGAGACAUUGGCCUUUGACUACCUGAAGAGGGUGUGCCAGCACUUUGAGUCGUCCCCUGAGCUGGGCAGUGCCCUGGUCCUGCACAUUGAGCUGCUGCUGCAGAGAGGCAAGGAGCUGCUGGGGAAACAGAAAAUAGAGGACAUCAUCACAGGUACUACAGUGGUGGUGGAGGACAUCAUCAUAGGUACUACAGUGGUGGUGGAGAACAUCAUCAUAGGUACUACAGUGGUGGUGGAGAACAUCAUCACAGGUACUACAGUGGUGGUGGAGAACAUCAUCAUAGGUACUACAGUGGUGGUGGAGAACAUCAUCAUAGGUACUACAGUGGUGGUGGAGAACAUCAUCAUAGGUACUACAGUGGUGGUGGAGAACAUCAUCACAGGUACUACAGUGGUGGUGGAGAACAUCAUCAUAGGUACUACAGUGGUGGUGGAGAACAUCAUCAUAGGUACUACAGUGGUGGUGGAGAACAUCAUCAUAGGUACUACAGUGGUGGUGGAGAACAUCAUCACAGGUACUACAGUGGUGGUGGAGGACAUCAUCACAGGUACUACAGUGAUGAUGGUAGUGGUGAUGAUGAUGAGGCUGGUGGUGGUGAUGAUGGUAGUGAUGGUGGUGAUGGUGGUGAUGGAAGUGGUGGUGAUGAUGGUGGUGAUGGUAAUGAUGGUGGUGGUGAUGAUGGUGGUGAUGAUGGUAGUGAUGGUGGUGGUGAUGGUGGUGUUGAUGAGGAUGAUGGUGGUGAUGAUGGUGAUGGUGAUGAUUAUGAUGGUGGUGAUAAUGAUGGUGGUGGUGAUGAUGGUGAUGCAGUGAAAUGAAAAUGCAGUUGUAAGAUUGCUGAUGAUUCCCUUCUCAGGCCACUACACUGGUAAACAGCUGUCUCCUCAGACUCUCACCUGUCUACAUCUCCUGCUGUGGGACAAAGCCUCCAAGAACUUUGAGGUACAGUAGAACUGCUGAAAAUAAGUACAUUGGUCUGUCAUAGUGAAGUCUGUAUGUGUUGGGAUAUGAGUCAUUUUCCUGUUCCAGGUUAAGAACUUCUCAGAGGCUCUGCAGUGGUAUAACUACUCAUUGAGUUUCUACAAGGCUGGCCAGAUGGAGCCCAACCUGGCCAAGCUUCAGAGGAACAGAGCCUCCUGCUUACUGCAACUGCAGCAGCUGGACAAGGUGACACAAUAGUGUGACAACAGAGACACACAGCAUGUUGUAAUGAUUAUAUUUGUGUGUCAUCUUUGUGUGUACUUUGUGCAUUCCUGUGUGUGUGUGUGUGUCAGGCCAAAGAAGCAGUAAAGGAAGCAGAGAGAUGUGAUCCAAACAGCAUCUUCACUCAGUUCAGUGUUUACAAGAUUGCUGUCCUGGAGAACAAUGUGGAGAAAGGUAACAGCAUAUUACAGGAGUGUGGUGAGUUUUAGGAUUGACUACAUGUAUUCAGGCCCUCUGUGCUUCUCAGUCUGAAGCACUGUUUCUAUCAGCUGCAGAAGCAGUGAAGGCCAUCGGGGCUCUGGCCCAAGGUCCUGUGACCAGUGAAGACAGACUGCUGGUGGCUGAAAAUGCUGCCUCCAACCUCCUCAGUCUCGCUGCUCAGAUCGCUCUGGAGGUGGAUCCUCAUUACUGACCUACCUCUAGGACGGAUGGUGAUAUUGUUGCUGAUUAUGGUCAUGAUAAUGAGGGUGAUGACAUUUCGAGAGCUUGGGACUAAAAGGUUCUAUCUGCAUUUUUGACAACAUUUAGUUAUUGACAUAGCCUUGUUCUGUUCAAUGUUCUCUACCUAUAUAGUAAAUACCCCAAUUAAUGUUCCUAAAUUCAAAAUAAUACAAUAUAAAAGUUGCUGACAUCAUUCAAACCAAUAAGGGUUUGGAACUUUAAAGCCAAUUACCUCAUAAUCAUCUUUUUGCAGAUAGAACCUUAUAGUCCCAAGCUCUCGAAUUCUUGAAGGAGAAAAGACCCAUCAUCAUCAUCAUCAUCAUCCUCAUCAUCAUCGUCAUCCUUUGUUUCCUUUCCCUCCAGAAUGAGCAACAAGACACAGCCAUGAAGGCUCUGGAGAGUUUGUGUGAACACUCAAAAGAUGAAGCUCAGGUUCUCACUGCUCUCCGGUCAGUUACUAACACACACACACACAGCAUCAGUAAACUCUUGUCCAGCGAGAUCAGGAACACUAUGUGAAUGGUCCAUCAUAAGACAUACAGUCGUGGUCAAAAGUUUUGAGAAUGACACAAGUAUUGGUCUUCACAAAGUUUGCUGCUUCAGUGUUUUUAGAUAUUUUUGUCAGAUGUUACUAUGGUAUACUGAAGUAUAAUUACAAACAUUCCAUAAGUGUCAAAGGCUUUUAUUGACAAUUACAUUACGUUUAUGCAAAGAGUCAAUAUUUGCAGUGUUGCCCCUUCUUUUUCAAGACCUCUGCAAUCCGCACUGGCAUGCUGUCAAUUAACUUCUGGGCCACAUCCUGACUGAUGGCAGCCCAUUCUUGCAUAAUCAAUGCUUGGAGUUUGUCCGAAUUUGUGGGUUUUUGUUUGUCUACCCGCCUCUUGAGGAUUGACCACAAGUUCUCAAUGAGAUUAAGGUCUAGGGAGUUUCCUGGCCAUGGACCCAAAAUUUCGAUGUUUUGUUCCCCGAGCGACUUAGUUAUCACUUUUGCCUUAUGGCAAGGUGCUCCAUCAUGCUGGAAAAGGCAUUGUUCGUCACCAAACUGUUCUUGGAUGGUUGGGAGAAGUUGCUCUCGGAGGAUGUGUUGGUACCAUUCUUUAUUCAUGGCUGUGUUCUUAGGCAAAAUUGUGAGUGAGCCCACUCCCUUGGCUGAGAAGCAACCCCACACAUGAAUGGUCUCAGGAUGCUUUACUGUUGGCAUGACACAGGACUGAUGGUAGCGCUCACCUUGUCUUCUCCGGACAAGCUUUUUUCCGGAUGCCCCAAACAAUCGGAAAGGGGAUUCAUCAUAGAAAAUGACUUUACCCCAGUCCUCAGCAGUCCAAUCCCUGUACCUUUUGCAGAAUAUCAGUCUGUCCCUGAUGUUUUUCCUGGAGAGAAGUGGCUUUCUCGCUGCCCUUCUUGACACCAGGCCAUCCUCCAAAAGGCUUCGCCUCACUGUGCGUGCAGAUGCACUCACACCUGCCUGCUGCCAUUCCUGAGCAAGCUCUGCACUGGUGGUGCCCCGAUCCCGCAGCUGAAUCAACUUUAGGAGAUGGUCCUGGCGCUUGCUGGACUUUCUUGGGCGCCCUGAAGCCUUCUUCACAACAAUUGAACCUCUCUCCUUGAAGUUCUUGAUGAUCCGAUAAAUGGUUGAUUUAGGUGCAAUCUUACUAGCAGCAAUAUCCUUGCCUGUGAAGCCCUUUUUGUUCAAAGCAAUGAUGACAGCAUGUGUUUCCUUGCAGGUAACCAUGGUUAACAGAGGAAGAACAAUGAUUUCAAGCACCACCCUCCUUUUAAAGCUUCCAGUCUGUUAUUCUAACUCAAUCAGCAUGACAGAGUGAUCUCCAGUCUUGUCCUCGUCAACACUCUCACCUGUGUCAACGAGAGAAUCACUGACAAGAUGUCAGCUGGUCCUUUUGUGGCAGGGCUGAAAUGCAGUGAAAAUGUUUUUUGGGAUUAAGUUCAUUUUCAUGGCAAAGAGGGACUUUGCAAUUAAUUGCAAUUCAUCUGAUCACUCUUCAUAACAUUCUAGAGUAUAUGCAAAUUGCCAUCAUAAAAACUGAGGCAGCAGACUUUGUGAAAAUUAAUAUUUGUGUCAUUCUCAAAACUUUUGACCACGACUGUACAUGACGUUAUCAUAAACAUCACAUAACAUACAAUGGCAGUUGAUUUUGACAAUUUGUGUCGCAUCACCAGACUCCACCAUAAAUAUAUUAGAAAGCAUGACACAGUGAAACAUGGUGCUGUUUAAGCUUUCAGUGAGGUUUAACUGUGUCUCCAUGGUCUACUGACCUAUAUCUUUGAAUUUCUCCUGUGAAAUGUGUGCCUCUCAGUACAAUGUUAGUAGGUGAAAGGAACUAGGUCCCCAGUCCUCAUGGUCUUUGUCUAUUACAGGUGUUUGGUUCGACUGGUGCUCUCAACAAUAGAAAAGGCCAGUGGGGAGAUAAGGUUUGAUGAUAUAUCGUUAAACAUGAUGCAUCAUACAAUAGUGUUUAAAUGGUCCAUUUCAUUUGACAUUUUAGUAACUUAGCCGACGCUCUUAUCCAGAGCGACUUACAGGAGCAAUUAGGGUUAAGUGCCUUGCUCAAGGGCACAUCAAUAUAUUUUUUUCACCUAGCCGGCUUGGGGAUUCGAACCAGCGACCUUUCAGUUACUGGCCCAAUGCUUUUAACCGCUAAGAUACCUGCUGCCCAUUUCUACAGUGUUUCAGUUGUGGUUGAUUUACUGUUUCAAUCUUCUCUGCUUGUUAACAUUUCCUCUAUAUAUAGACAUGCAAAUCUGGAUGUUCUGCUGUCAUAUCUAAAAAUGGGUGAGUACAAAUCACACUUACAGCAACAUCUUUCUCACCUCAAUAUAUGAGUACUCUGAGGUAAUGCAUUAGCAGUGUUUCCCCUACAUUAAUUUAGUAGCGGCGCACCGCCGCUGCUAAAUCGUUCCCCCACUCCUAAAAAAAUGUGUGCCAUUACCCUAGCUACAUUAUUAUGUAGAAUUGGCUGGUGAUGUCAUUGAGAUCAAGAGAUAAAAUGAAACUGUCCUUGAUUAACAGAUGAGUUUCAAAGGAAGAGAACGUAAUUGAAUUUUCAUACAUUUUGGAGUAGAAUGUCCUUUAAAAAAAGUCACCAGAAGUGACCUUCUCACAGUCGUUCAACAUGCCCCCCCCCCCCCCCCCCCCCCCCCCCCCCAGGAAGACUCCCCCACUACCUCUGUCUUUCACCCAGCCAGAGUUUGUUUGUUGUUUACUGUCACCACCACAGCACUGCAGAAAGUGUCACAGCUCAGCCCAGGGCCUAGCAUGGCUGUGGAGCAGCGCACAGAGGCGGCCAACUGGUUCAGGAAGAUUGGUACUUACAUACUAUCUGAACAUAUACUGUUAUUUAUCUCACUCUUGUACAAUUAUUACAUUUACAUUUUAUCUGAAUCAUCUUGCUAUUUUACGAGUUAAAGUAGCACUGUAAGCAGCAUAGUUCACUGUACAUUUAGUUUCAUCUUAUUUCUGUGUGCACGCGUGUGCGUGUGUGUGUGUGUGUGUGUGUGUGUGUGUGUGUGUGUGUGUCUUAGCUUGGAACUCUGCGCUGCAGUGUGAGAGCAGCCCUGACAGGAUGAGGGAUUUCUUUGUGUUCUCUUACCAGGCAAGUCCUCUUAUUAGCAUCACCGGGAGAAUUGAUCUGUAUCUGUGCAGGUGUAGAUCAAUACAACCCACAGGGAAUUAGUGUUGUCAAAGAUAAAGAAACAUGGAGCCCUGCAGCUUCCACACAAAACAACUUGGUCAGUCGUUAUACCCUCACACCCCUAAAACACACAGACACGGACCAUCAUGCAGGCACCCUCCGUUUAAUGCGUUCUCUGUGUUGUGGUCCUUGAUCUUUAUGGUUCUCUUAAUAUAUAUAUAUAUAUGUGUGUGUGUGUGUGUGUGUGUGUGUGUAACCCUAGCUGUCCCAGUUCUGCCCCCCGGACCGGGCCGUGUUGAUGGGCCAGAAGACGUGCCUGCUGAUGGCUGCUGCUGCCUCUCUGGAGAUCUGCAGGAAGUCUCCACACUCUGACCAGGUGUGUACCACCCUCUCUUUCGCUCUCUUGUCUCUCUUUCUCUCUCUCUCUUCUCUCUUGUCUCUCUCUCUCUGCCUGUCUUCCACAUUUAGCUCCCUCUCCAUCCUCUUGGAUGGAAAUUUACCAAGACCAGCGGAGAGGAGAGGUGACAAACCGUGUUAUCAGUGCUGGCGUAGGUGGUUAUUUUUAAUCCUGCUGUUGUGGGUAGCGGCCACCAGGUGGCGAUGAUAAAUACCGAAUGACAAUGUCACUGUGUCUUCAUGUUUAGACCGAGCAGCUGACACAAGCCCUGGAGCACAUUCAGAUCUGCUGGGAGGUCUGGAAGACUCUUAAAGCAUCAGGUGGCCCUAAUUAUCCCUCCUCUUCCAUUCCAUACUGUGCUCUGCUCAAUUCUGCCAUGAUGUUGGAUUACUUUGUGAGGAGAAUAACCUGACAUCAUUUGACACUCAUGCCCAGGGGACAACUCCAAGGACCCAACUGACAUCUUGCUGCUGCUGUAUGAGUUUGAGGCUCGUGCCAAGCUCAAUGAUCCCAAGGUGGAGACAGUGCUGGAGUCAGUGCUGGAGCUGGAUAACGUUGAGACCAAGGUGUUGGAGACCAUGGCAGGUGAAGAAUUAACACCGUAGUUGACCCUCUCCUUAAAUGACUUGUCCUCCUCAUCCAGUGUUUUUUGCUCGGCCACAUAGUUGUGUAUUGAGUAUUGUGAUGAGUGUGUUUCUUCUGUCCUCAGCCUUGGCCAUGGAGCCUCCUGCCCACUUCCCUCUGCUGUGUAAGAAGGCCUUGAGGAUCGCUCUGUCUCUGCACAGGAAACGACCACAAGCAGACCUGGCCCACUGCAGGUGUGCGCAUAUCUCAUCGCCCACAAUUUACCAUUGGUUCACUGAACGGGUCUUUCAGAGACUGGUAUAUUAUCCAGUCAGAUAUUAGCUGUGACAGAGCUCCAAUGUGUCCGUGCGUAGGUUUCUGUGUGUGAUGUCUAACUCCCUCUCUAUCUCCAUGCCCCCUUUCAGCCAGUGUGUCCACAGCCUGAUCCAGCUGUCGCUGCCCAGCGGCGUGUCGGAUGUGGAGGCCCGUGUGCUGGAGGAAGUAUGGGGCUACUAUGAGGAGGCCCUGUCCAUCAUCACAGCCUCAGUGAGUCGGCAGCAAUCUCGCGCCACCGCCGCCACCCCCGCAUUGUAAUUAACCCCCCUCGUCCCUCCGCCGCUGCACUGAAAGCAUCUCCUGUUUGUUUUUAUCAAUGGGCUUUCAGCAGCACUUCAUUUAGCAGAUGCUUCCAUCCACCAUCUCUUUCCUGCCAAUGUGAAUGGUAAUGUGCUGUACAAGCCAUCGCUCUGCUGAUAAACUGGUGAAAACACGCAUCAGAGUAUUGAAGCAUUACCAAGCUUUAUGUGCGCAGGCACAUUGUCAUAUGCAGAGUUGCAACUUGAAGCGCUGCCAUGCAGAUUUUCCAUUACACAACCUUGUAAUCGAUACAUUAAAACAAUGGAUGGACAAGUGCCUUAAAUCAAUAUAUAUCAAAAUCGCAUACAUUUUAAUCUUCCUCAGAAGUGAGCGUGGUCCUGUAUAAAAUCCCAUAUUUUCUGACACUCCCAGUGUCAUUCCCAGACUGACUAUAGACACUGAAAGCCCCAUUCAUAGGCAUACCUGGACUCGAGGCCAGGUGAGUUAUCAUCACAGGUGCUCCUAGGCAGGUGGACGGCAGCAGCUUGAAUGUGUUCGUUGUCUCCUCUGUGCCUCCCUUCCAGCCUGAGGACUUCCCUGAGAUGGAGAUCCUGUGGCUGCUGACCCGAGCCUGGAACACAGGCAUCCUGCUGUACAGCCUGGCCCAGUACCCCGAGUCUGAGAGGUGGUGUGGCCUGGGCAUGAGCUUCCUCCGCCACCUGGGCUCCCUGCAAGAGAGCUACCAGACACAGGUACUACUGACUGACUGACUGGGGGAGGGAGGGGGAGAGGGGACAGCAAUGGAGUGUGACAGGGCUGAGUCAUCCGGAGUCAAAUGAGAGGCCUCAGCCCAAGGAAUACUGAUAAGACGUCUUAAAUUAGAAAAGUUUGACUGUAUACCUGUUACUGGAAAGAAAUAUAGACCUAGCCAUUUGUUUCUUAAUUAGAUUGCUAGUAUCCGGUAUUGUUUGUCUGUCCACAGAUGUCAGGUCUGUACAGUGAGGUCCUGGACAGGCUGGACAAAGCCAAGAAGAACCUCAUCAUGGAGGAGUGA
Messenger RNA from Coregonus sp. 'balchen', 10648 nucleotides. NCBI's taxonomy places the organism in Eukaryota, Metazoa, Chordata, Actinopteri, Salmoniformes, Salmonidae. The record is from the annotation of a GenBank genome assembly.